Gongylonema pulchrum is the source of this 600-nucleotide messenger RNA. Lineage: Eukaryota; Metazoa; Nematoda; Chromadorea; Rhabditida; Gongylonematidae. The record is from the annotation of a GenBank genome assembly.
AUGGUUCGAUGCGAUGACGAUAAUUCGUGUGCGUUAUGGCCGUUAUUCUUUGUGCAUAUCAACUCAAAAGAAAAUCGCCAGUUGCUGGACAGAUAUUUCAGUUCAAUGACUGCUAUUGUGCCUCUACUCGCCUCAGAAUCGGUUCAGUGCAGUUUUACACCAAAUAGCGAACUUGGCACACUUUGCAUUGCGUAUUGUGAGAAGUACAAUGCAAAGCUUCGGGCUCUCAUAACUACAAUAGGAAUGAUCCGAGUCGAAGUUUUUUACGUUGAUUAUGGCAUUUUUGAAUGGGUCGAUCGCACUCAUUUAUAUUCAAUCAUUGACCAGGAACUUGGCACACUGUGCAUUGCUUAUUGUGAGAAGUACAGUGCAAAGCUUCGGGCUCUCAUAACUACAAUAGGAAUGAUCCGAGUCGAAGUUUUUUACGUUGAUUAUGGCAUUUUUGAAUGGGUCGAUCGCACUCAUUUAUAUUCAAUCAUUGACCAGGUCCCAGUAAAGGGUACCAGCUGUGGAGCCGCCGUCUUCGCCAGAUUAGCACUUAUCCUGUUCUUACCAUCAUUCAUAUCAUUUAGCCUUUCCAAUCUAAUUAGGCUCUUUUAG